Rhipicephalus sanguineus (brown dog tick) is the source of this 844-nucleotide messenger RNA. RefSeq lists its product as uncharacterized. The coding region runs from base 1 to 369 and encodes 122 amino acids. The record is from RefSeq and is a predicted model, not a curated record. NCBI's taxonomy places the organism in Eukaryota, Metazoa, Arthropoda, Arachnida, Ixodida, Ixodidae. The transcript has 6 exons.
AUGGGCGACGAGGGUUUUUUAGUGGGUGAGGAGUUUUUGGAACACCACAAGCUACAAAGGUAUCGAAUGAUGACGCCCAUCAUUCGUUUGAACAUUUUGUUCUUUCUGGGCUUAUUUUGCCUUAUGCAUAUUUUGCGACAAGCGCCGCCGGGUGCUCAGGCGGUAUACUAUGCACUUACCGGACUUAGAAGAUCUCCCGUGGUGGUUAGAAGCGCCGUACAAGCAGCAGCUAAGUCGGCUCCAAGUGUGGUGCCACGAAAGCCUACUCAUCAUCUACAUAAGUCGGCAUCUAAGGUGUCUCAAAAUGUGCACCGAAGACCGGCUGUUCCACCACCCACAUUCGUUUCCCAGAAGAUUCGAAGGCAUUAAUCGGUAGAGUUGGUGGCACGCCGUAGCACAAGCGCCUUAUGGCUCAGGUUUCGGUCACUUGGGCUAUUUUCAUACAUUUUGCAAUAAAAAGCCGUCUGUACGUUAACUGUUUUCUUGCAUUUGGUGUCACAUAAAACCUAAACCAAGCUGUUUAACUUUUUCUACAUAGUCAAACUAUACGACAAGACAUAAAGCUUUUGUUCUGGGAGAAAUUAUAGAGCAUGAUUCCUACAUUCGGUCAAAUAAUUGUUGUGUUUGUCCUGGAUUUAAAAUCAUAUACGACCACCAUGUGCACAAUAUAAAGGUCUAUAAUGUACACAUGGUGGUCGCGUACGGUUUUUAAGCUGUACUCUUAUCAGCUACCAAGGACUUUCCAAGUGACGUAAUUACGUCUCUGUACUAUGAAAUUUGCGUAGUCAUACUAGUCACGGUCCAUAACGUUGACGGGUAAAUUGCAUUACUUACAUUCUUUGCA